AUGUCUUUCUCGCGGUUGAUUACUCUGACUACAAUCACCGCCGGCGCUUUGGCCCAACUGAAAACCUGUUCGAACAAUGGCACGCUGAGCUGCCAGAGCUCAUCCAAGGCUCCAACCUGCUGCUACAAUUACCCGGGCGGAGCUCUCCUGCAGACUCAAUUCUGGGAUACGGACCCCACAACUGGCCCAAGUGAUUCAUGGACAAUCCACGGACUGUGGCCUGAUAACUGCGAUGGGACCUACCAGUCAAGCUGUGACUCCUCACGCGCAUACACCAAUAUUUCUGAUAUCCUAAGUGCGCAGGAUCGCACCGACCUGCUCUCUUAUAUGCAAACAUAUUGGGUCAAUGAUGACGGCAGCAACGAGGAGUUCUGGGAACAUGAGUGGAGCAAGCAUGGUACCUGUAUCAACACUAUCAAGCCGAGCUGUUACACCAACUACUCUCCACAGGAGGAAGUUGGAGAAUUCUUCCAGAAGGUGGUUGAUCUGUUCAAGGGGUUGGACACUUAUCAGGCACUGUCCUCGGCCGGUAUCACCCCGGACGACUCAAAGACAUACGAGCUCAGCGAUAUCCAGGCCGCUCUGUCCAAGCUACAUGGCGGGUCAGCACCGUAUGUUGGCUGCGAGGAUGGCGCACUGAACCAAAUGUACUACUUUUUCAAUGUGGCUGGCAAUGCUAUUGAUGGCCAGUAUUAUCCUACUGCUCCGCUUGAGAAAUCAAACUGUCCAAGCAGUGGCGUCAAGUACUUGCCCAAGGGUAACUAA
This is a messenger RNA of Penicillium verhagenii, 765 nucleotides long. RefSeq names its product T2 family ribonuclease. Gene Ontology annotation, cellular component: extracellular region. The transcript has 4 exons. The coding region runs from base 1 to 765 and encodes 254 amino acids. Gene Ontology annotation, molecular function: RNA binding; ribonuclease T2 activity. Gene Ontology annotation, biological process: RNA catabolic process. NCBI's taxonomy places the organism in Eukaryota, Fungi, Ascomycota, Eurotiomycetes, Eurotiales, Aspergillaceae. The record is from RefSeq and is a predicted model, not a curated record.